This is a messenger RNA of Megalops cyprinoides (Indo-Pacific tarpon), 1962 nucleotides long. It is a transcript of the gene slc28a1, whose product is annotated as solute carrier family 28 member 1. Bases 1 to 1950 code for a protein of 649 amino acids. NCBI's taxonomy places the organism in Eukaryota, Metazoa, Chordata, Actinopteri, Elopiformes, Megalopidae. The transcript has 18 exons. Gene Ontology annotation, cellular component: membrane. Gene Ontology annotation, biological process: nucleoside transmembrane transport. Gene Ontology annotation, molecular function: nucleoside:sodium symporter activity. The record is from RefSeq and is a predicted model, not a curated record.
AUGACGGAAACCUCCGAUAUCCAGCUGAAAAGUGUCAAUUUUUCCAAUGGGAAUGGUGUGGACAACCCAGCAUUUGACUCGCAGGAGGACAUCCUUUCUAAUGAUGUCAAAAAGGAACCAAAAAGUGGAUUUAAUAAAUAUCUAAGCCAAGUCUCCAAGCCUUUCUCCAAAGCAGAGACUGCCUUAAAAUCUCAUUCACAGACCAUCAAGUACAUUGUGCUGGGAAUACUGGGAGCAGGUUAUGUGGCAUAUUUCAUCGCUGCCUGCGUACUAGACUUUAACAGGGCCAUUGCUCUGGUAGUCCUGACUAGCCUAGCUGUCUUCUUUGCCAUUUAUGGUCUUGUGAAGCGCUACAAAGGAGACAGCAUCAAAGAGUGCUUCAAACCAGCUGGGCGAUGCUUCAAGGCCAACCUUUGGUGGAUGAAAUGCGUGUUCAUUGUGGUCGCCCUGGGGUUGCUGGUGGCAUGGCUCGUGGUGGACACGUCCAAAAGGCCGGAGCAGCUCAUCUCCUUCGGCGGGGUCUGCAUGUUCAUCGUUAUCCUCUUCAUUUUCUCGGCCCAUCGGCGAGCAGUGCCAUGGCGGGCUGUGUUUUGGGGGCUUGGAUUGGAAUUCGUCAUUGGCCUGUUUGUCAUAAGAACCGAGCCAGGCCUGAUUGCCUUCCAGUGGCUUGGAGAACAAGUACAGGUAUUCUUGAACUACACCCUAGCUGGAUCAUCGUUUGUGUUUGGAGAAAAUCUUGUCAAAGAAGCCUUUGCAUUUCAGGCGUUGCCCAUCGUCAUAUUUUUCAGCAGUGUAAUGUCUGUCCUUUAUUACCUCGGGGUAAUGCAGUGGCUGAUUGUUAAGAUCGCGUGGGUCAUGCAGAUAACCAUGGGAACCUCACCCACAGAGACCUUGAGCGUCGCAGGCAACAUAUUUGUUGGACAGACUGAAGCUCCGCUCCUGAUCCGGCCCUACCUGGCAGACAUGACCAAAUCCGAGAUCCAUGCCGUCAUGACCGGGGGCUUCGCCACCAUCGCGGGAAGCGUGAUGGGGGCCUACAUCUCGUUUGGGAUCGAUGCCGCCUCCUUGAUCUCGGCCUCUGUGAUGGCCGCGCCUUGUGCUCUGGCUCUUGCCAAGCUCUCCUACCCCGAGACCAGGGAGAGCAAGUUCAAGACCGAGGGAGAAAUCAAAGUGGACUGUGGAGAUCAGCAGAACCUUUUGGAAGCUGCCAGUAAUGGAGCGUCUGCGUCUAUUGGCCUGGUGGCUAAUAUUGCUGUUAAUCUGAUUGCUUUCCUUUCAAUCCUGGAGUUCAUUAACGCUGCCCUCCGGUGGCUGGGAGGCAUGGUUGGAUAUCCUGACAUCACCUUUCAGAUGAUCUGCUCCUAUGUAUUCAUGCCUGUGGCUUUCAUGAUGGGCAUCCCCACUCAGGAGGCGUUUGUAGUGGCAGAGCUCAUUGGCAUAAAGCUCUUCCUGAAUGAAUUUCUAGCCUAUGAGAGGCUGUCUGAACUGAAGAAUAACAGGAUCAAUGGUUUGCCUGCUGUCGAUGGUACAACUAGACAGUGGAUCUCAGUCCGGUCGGAGACCAUCUGCACAUUCGCGCUCUGCGGAUUUGCGAAUUUCAGCUCUCUUGGAGUCAUGAUUGGAGGACUGUCUUCCAUAUCCCCAUCCAGGAGAGGGGACAUCUCCAAGGUGGUGAUGCGGGCCCUGCUGACUGGAACUUGCGUGUCUCUUGUUAACGCUUGUAUUGCAGGUAUUUUGUUCGUGCCCCCCCUUGAUUGUGUGGAUGUGUUUCGAAAUUCUGUCUUCAACAGCACCUUUUCAAACAUCACAACCUGCUGCUCAGAUCUCUUUGGAAGCACGACCUUGAACAAUGGGACUGCCUUGUUCGAAGGGACUUGGGACAAAGUGCAGAACGUCACCAUAUACUUAAACAAAUGUUGUGAUCUUUACAAUAAUCCUGUGUGUCCCUAGGCCUUUCUUUGA